CAGCUUGUUGCAUCUUUCUCGAUGUAUAGAAUGCCAUACAGCUUGCGAAGGUUACAAACAAGUCCAGCAGCGCGUCACAUAUUAUUUACACGUCAUCUGCAGACGGACAGAGAUUAAAUGCAGGAUGCAUGUGAUCAGACAGUUUUGACCGGCAUCUAAAAAUAGGUCAAGUAGUGAUCUCGGUCUGACCUCUAAUUUAAUAAAACGAGACGAUCGAACACCCCUUCUCCACGGAUACGUCGAGUUAUUUGCUAUUGUCGUAAUUUCCGAUCGAUAACACAAUUUCGUGUCCUCGUCUCAUUUUGCACGUUGUUAUGUUAAUAAUCUAAUCGAGACGAGAAUCCAAUUUGUAUGAGACUUAUUACACAACACUAAAGUGGAAACAUGAGACUUUGGGGAGUCGUUUCGUCGUCAUCGGCUAAAUUGGCGACAGACAAAGUGAAUCACAUUAAAACUUUUGACGAAAUUCCAGGACCGCGACGAUUCCCGGUUGUUGGAACUUUGUACCAGUAUAAGUUACCGGGUUGGCUCGGAGGUCAUGAAAUGUCACGGUAUCACAUCGCUUUACGCGACAUGCAUGCCAAAUAUGGCCCCCUGGUUCGAGAACAGCGCGGGGAUCACGCCCUCAUCCAUGUCUUUGAUCCGGACGAUGUGAAAGCAGUGUUCAGCGUGGAGGGGAAAAGCCCCACAAUUCCGCCGCUACAGGAAGCCACUCAAUUUUACAGAACAAAGAGGGAGCUAUCUCUUGGACUAGGAAAUACAAAUGGCGACGAGUGGUACCGUUUGAGGAGUGCGGUUCAUAAGAUGAUGCUCCGGCCGAAAGAGGUUUCAUACUAUUUGCCCUUCGUGGACAAAGUAGCGAUCGACUUUAUGGGACGAAUUGAACAAGAAUGUUCCAAGAAGGAUGACCGCAUUGUCGAAAAUCUUAGGGAGCUGGUGGGCAAGUGGAUUUUGGAGUCCGCUGGGAUGAUAUGCUUCGAGAAACGGUUGGGAGGUUUCGCCGAGAAUGAGAGCCUAGUCGAAAAAAUGAUUGCAGCGAACAAGCAGAUUUUUAUAAUUGCUGGCGAGCUCAAGUUGUCCCUCCCACUUUACAAGUAUUUUCCCACGCCCAGAAUGAAGCGCUUUUUCGACGCGGAGGAUUUCUUUUACGACCAUGCGAGUAAAUUCAUUCACGAAACGAUCCAAGAAAUUCAGAAUUUAGCCAAAUUAGGGAAACUUGAUGCGAAUCGGUACAAUUUUUUGAGUUAUUUGUUAUCUCGGAAGGAAUUGAGUGAGAAGGAUGUCGCCAUCAUUACGUUUUCAUUAUUUGGAGAUGGGCUCAGUACGACGACGCCAACCUUCCUGUUCAACUUGUAUUUACUGGCGAAACAUCCGGACGUACAGGAACGUGUUUUUGUCGAAAUUGAGCGAAACCUUGGGAAACAGGGGGGUAUCGUCACUGUGGACGUGCUGAAUAAGUUGUCCCUGCUGAAGGCAGUGGUUAAAGAGGCGUUAAGACUGUAUCCCAAUGGGACUGAAGUAUCUCGAAUCAUACAGACGGAUUUAGUCCUAUCCAAUUACAUGGUUCCUGCAAAUACUCAUGUCGACCUGAACCAAUUUGUGCAUUUUCGGUCCCCCCAGUAUUUUCACGAUCCGGACAACUUUAUUCCAGAAAGGUGGCUGAGGGAUGAGGAAGUCGGUGAAAGUAGUAAAUCCGUUCAGAAUCAUCCCUACCUUUUCAUCCCGUUUGGACAUGGAACCCGAAUGUGUGCCGGGCGUCGUUUCGCAGAACAAGACUUACACGUCGGCCUGACCAGAAUGGUUCAAAAGUAUCGACUCGAAUUAGCAGAUCCUUCUGCAUCGCAGGAAAUGGAACAAGUUUAUGAAACCCUAUUAUUUCCAAAGCAUCCCGUCCGCAUCAAAUUUAUGCCGCGAUGAUAAAUAAAUAACGUCGUCCCCCAUCCGAAAUAUCAUGCUCAACUACAAGUAAGUCACACUGACUGAGUGUAAGCUAUGCAAAAAAUGUGCGCACAUUUGUGAGAUAAAUACACCAAGACAAACAGUACUCAUAUUUUAAAUAUAGGUCGAUUGAUCCGUGUCGCUUUGUGUCGCAGUUUAUAUAAAAAUAUGUUUAAAACGACAAUGAGACAAUUCACGCAGGGCUUUUAGCAACAUUGUAAAAUCCGUAAAUUCUGUAAACUAACAAACGUUUACAAAAUUUUACUCAUAUUUCAAAAGAAAGUUAGCUUACAGAUUUUUGUAAACUUACUCAGAUUAUGAGCUUCUAUUUAUUUUGUAAAAGUUUGUAAAAUUAGGGUACAAAAUGCACGGAUUUUACGAGUUACCAAGUAGUACGUGAAUUGCGGUGAAGUCUUAUAAAAAAUUGUCUUCCUUAAGUCUUGUACAAUUCGGAAUAAAAUAUUUCAAAUCUUUGCUUAAUCAUGUUUUCCAUGAUGCGGUAUGUAUUUAAUUUGAUUUAUUUAAAUACGGUUGACGGUUCUAACAUGACUGGAAUCAAUGCAAAUUCCAUGGUAAAUUGUUCGCAUAAAAUUUAUUAUUUGUAGCUUCUUGAUUAUCAAAUUUCUAUUUAGUAAAAUCAUUCUGUUUGUUUUUAUAAA
This is a messenger RNA of Folsomia candida, 2597 nucleotides long. RefSeq names its product probable cytochrome P450 CYP44. The transcript has 12 exons. Bases 385 to 1917 code for a protein of 510 amino acids. Gene Ontology annotation, molecular function: heme binding; monooxygenase activity; iron ion binding. The record is from RefSeq and is a predicted model, not a curated record. NCBI's taxonomy places the organism in Eukaryota, Metazoa, Arthropoda, Collembola, Entomobryomorpha, Isotomidae.